AUGUCAGGCUCGCAGCAUACCUUAGAGUUCAUCGAAGAAGAUCCCGGAGCUGACAAACGAAAACGCUCUAGAAAAGCCGUCCGGAGUCAUGUUGCUCGAGGCUAUCACCGUGAACGUAGGGAAACAGAAACGCGGAGAUUUCAGCAAAACCAUCAAAUCAGGCCGUUAAGCCAACAAUUGGUGACCAACCAAUCUAAUGAGUUUAGAAAGCUGUCGGAGAGUGCUCAAGGCUUGUUCCAUGUGAAGCCAGCGCUUGUUUACAAUGAUAAUCUGAUUCCAUACACCUUCUUCUCUAGCAAUGGGCCAAUGCUCGAGCUCCCCUACGGAUCUCAACCCUUCUAUAACGCCACAUCUAGAGAGCAAUACAGCCCAGGAGUGUUUCCACGUCAAUCAAUAUGGAUGCCGAACGCUACUGUUCCAGACAUAGUAAAGAUCAAAGGUCCUAUUCUUGAUCUUGAAGUUGUAGACUGGAUUAGCAACACACCAAACUGCUUCCAAUACCGUGCAGAGACGAUCAGAUGGAUCCACAAGAGGUUGGCAAAUCUUCAAACCGCAAAGGAAGACGACACACUUGGGGCUAUUAUGACGCUUGCGAUGUGGGAAUCUUAUAAAGUGAAGGUCGACCCUACAGACCUCGUAACGCACAUGAACGGGCUUGAACAACUAAUUCGGCUUCGUGGUGGUUUACAUACUAUGCAAUCUAGUCUAGCUCUUAAGCUAGCACAUUUCGACCACAUUAUCGGAGCGGUCACCUUGAGAGAGCCACGCUUUCCCUUGCAUUCGCGUGCUGCUUUCUGCGUGCUGCCAUGGUCGCAAAAAUGCUUCCAUGACUCCCCCUUAAAUGGGUCCACGCCCUUUGCUUUAUUCAUUGCAAACACUGGUGCAGAUGAGAAGAUCGCUGCUCUUCUCACAAGCCUACGGCAACUCACUGGGGAAGCCGAGGCUGGUACACUUUCAGCAAAAGAACUAAAGUUACCCAGUUUCGGAGAUUCUCAAAAUCCUAUAUAUGAUAUCAUAUCAUACGCUUCGCAUAUCUUUCUCCCAGCACUUUAUAGUCCAACACCAGGCGCAAUAUUUUCUAGCGGAUUAUCAGGUUCAUACUUGCAAGCCAUUAGUAGGAAUUUGCAGAGUACAAGCUCUUCCGAAUUUGCAAGUCGUCCUCCUUGUCCCAUUAUACUUCUAGCAGCGCCUAAUGAUUGCUCGCAUUAG
Molecule: messenger RNA, 1209 nt
Organism: Glarea lozoyensis ATCC 20868
Lineage: Eukaryota; Fungi; Ascomycota; Leotiomycetes; Helotiales; Helotiaceae
Exons: 4
Coding region: 1-1209 (402 amino acids)
Source: RefSeq, a predicted model, not a curated record